AUGGUCAAUGAAGAGUCGGACAAGUUUAUGUACUACUUUAUGGAGUUUGGGGCUUCCAUCCGUGGAUAUGCAAACAUGAGAAACGUCAUUGCCGUUGAUGGCACGCAUUUUUCUGGCAAGUACGAUGGUGUGUUGUUGUUUGUUGUUGCUAAAGAUAUGCAGAAGCAUAUCUAUCCCUUAGCGUAUUGUGUGGUAGAUAAGGAGAAUGAUGCAUCGUGGAGCUUCUUCUUUGAAAAGCUUAAGACCGUUGUGGUCGAUGAACCAGAGUUGUGCGUUAUCGACUACAGACACAUAAGCAUAGCCAACAAACUCACAAGGCAUUAUCCACUUGAGUAUCAUGAUUCUGUCCUUUUGUACUACCAUGCGGCCAAGGCGUACACGUUGGAAGAAUUUAAUGACUUCUUCAAUGUCAUUAAAGAAAAAUGCCCCAGCGUAGCAGCUUUCUUCGAGCAUGACGUUGAAUUUAAAAAGUGGAGCCGAUCUCACUUUCCAGGUAAUAGUUUUAACGUCAUGACCACAAACAUCGCCGAGUCGCUCAACGUAAUAUUUCUCAAUGAAAAAGAGUAUCCAGUGGCGGCCAUCUUCAAUUCAAUUGCACAUAGGUUUGGCAAAAUAUUCAGAAAUAGGUAUGCGGAGGUGAACAAUUCAAGGAAUACAUUUGUUCCCGUAGCCGAGAAGAUCUUGAGGAAAAACAUGACCGAGGGUAACAAAUUAUAUGUGAACAACAUAAAUGGAAGCACCGAUGAAUUCACCGUGCUUGGUUGUGGUCCUUCCGCCAAAGUAAAUCUAUCGAAAAGGCCAUGUUCUUGCAGGAAGUUCGACUUGGUUAAAUUGUCAUGCGCUCAUGCAAUGGCAGCAUCGCAUUUGAAGCAUGGGGACAAUUACGGUACUAGUAUUUACAACUACUCUUCGCCCAUUUAUUCGAAAGAAUCAUACCUCCUUUCAUACUUGGAACUAAGUUGUGUAGUACCUCCAGAGUCAGAUUGGAGCGUAGCGCGAGAGUAUCUAAAACUGCAAGUUCUUCCACCCGAUUUCGAUCUUAAACUAGGAAGGAGAAAGGUGGGAUGCGUUAAGGGUAUGUUGGAGUCUUCAAGGCCCAAGAAAAUGAGUAAGUGCUCCAAGUGA
This is a messenger RNA of Capsicum annuum, 1125 nucleotides long. RefSeq lists its product as uncharacterized. NCBI's taxonomy places the organism in Eukaryota, Viridiplantae, Streptophyta, Magnoliopsida, Solanales, Solanaceae. Gene Ontology annotation, molecular function: zinc ion binding. The transcript is spliced from 2 exons. The record is from RefSeq and is a predicted model, not a curated record. Bases 1 to 1125 code for a protein of 374 amino acids.